AUGGCGGGCAUGCCCGCGCUGGGUAACAGCGUCAGCGCCGGCGAGUUCAGAGAGAACAGAGAUGCCAGUAACCGAUCAUCCAGCAGUGGUUCCCGGAGAGGUUCCUCACCUAAUAGGACCCAGGUGAAUCAAAAUAUAAACUUAUAUAUACAUACUCCAGAUGUGACGAGAACGCGACCCACCAGCUACGAGCGAGAUGGCUACCAUGAGAAUAAGGUGCUCACCAUGGCAUCACUCAGCGGCAGCGGCGUGGUGACCCACACCGCCCCAUCCUAUGAAGAACAACGGGCGAGUCCCGCGCUCCUUAGUCGGGGAGCUAGCGGCACGCCCGGCGGCAGGAGCGCCAGGGAUGACGGGUACUGCUCCGCUAGCAGCACGCCCAGGGCAUUCGAUCACAAAUCUACAAAAGGCUCUGUAGUCACAUUAUCUUGUUACAAAAAGGAGCCCAAGAUCCAAAUUGAGGAAGAAUGCUUUUUCAACGACACCAACAAAAGGAUUAGAGCCAAUAGUAUCAAAGCAGAGCCAAACGAUGGACGAGAGACUUGGGGCACGGGAGCAGAUUUCCUCCUCUCCAUCAUAGGGUUUGCAGUGGACCUGGCCAAUGUAUGGAGGUUCCCCUACCUCUGCUACAGGAAUGGAGGAGGUGCAUUCCUGAUUCCUUACACCUUGAUGCUGAUAUUCGGAGCCGUCCCCCUCUUCUACAUGGAGCUGAUCCUCGGCCAGUACAACCGACAGGGGCCCAUCACACUGUGGAAAAUAUGCCCUUUGUUCAAAGGUGUUGGAUUUUGCGCAGUAAUGGUUGCUUUUUACGUGUCAUUUUACUACAAUGUUAUUAUAGGCUGGGCAUUCUACUUCCUGUUAUCAUCUGCGCGAUCCGAACUGCCCUGGCUGCACUGCGACAACUCCUGGAACACCGAGGACUGCUGGGACGCGGCCCGGGGCAACGCUACCAACCGCACGGACUCUAAAUACCACGGGCCCCUGUCUCAUUUCACACCAGCUUCGGAAUUCUUUCACCGCGCAGUCUUAGAGAUGCAACACUCUGAAGGUCUGAACGACCUGGGUCUUCCGAAGUGGCAGCUUGCCCUCUGCCUUGGCCUGGUCUACGUGACGCUCUACCUCUCUCUUUUUAAGGGGGUCAAGAGUUCUGGUAAAGUAGUAUGGAUGACAGCGACCAUGCCGUACGUAGUGCUAUCCAUCCUACUGGCGAGGGGCCUCCUCCUACCAGGGGCUACAAGGGGCAUAGCCUACUACUUGCAACCUGAGCUCACCAGGCUUAAGGACACGCAGGUGUGGGUAGACGCAGCCGUCCAGAUAUUCUACUCGGUCGGAGCUGGGUUCGGAGUUCACCUGUCUUAUGCCAGCUACAAUACCUUCCAUAAUAAUUGCUACAGAGACUGUUUGGUAACGACGCUGGUGAACUGUUUCACAUCAUUUUUCUCGGGAUUCGUCAUUUUCACGUAUUUGGGCUUCAUGUCUCACAAACAGGGUGUGCCAAUAUCUUCGGUGGCUACUGAAGGUCCUGGACUUGUAUUCCAAGUGUACCCCGAAGCCGUGGCCACGCUACCAGGAGCCAGUUUGUGGGCGAUGCUGUUCUUCUUCAUGCUGAUCAUGCUUGGGUUGGAUUCGGGAAUGGGUGGCCUCGAAUGCGUGAUCACGGGCCUCCUGGACCAGGCGCGGUCGUGCGGCGCGCACUGGCUGCGCCGCGAGCACUUCACGCUGUUCGUCGUCUGCGUGUCCUUCUGUGUCGCCUGCAUCAAUGUCACACCGGGCGGCAUUUACAUGUUCCAUCUGCUGGAUACAUACGCCGCUGGCAUAUCACUACUCUGCUCCGCACUCUUUGAGGCUGUUGCUGUCUCCUGGUUUUACGGAUUGAAGAGGUUUUCGGACGAUGUAGAGGAGAUGCUCGGCUUCAGACCAGGGAUCUAUUGGAGGAUAUGCUGGAAGUUCGUCAGUCCCAUUUUUAUUAUUGGCGUGGUAGUAUUCGGUCUUCUUUACCAGCAACCGCUACAAUACCAACAGUACACGUACCCGCCGUGGGCCGUCGUGCUGGGUUGGGGUUUAGCCUGCUCUUCGAUCCUCAUGAUACCCAUCGUGGGUAUUUACAAGUUUGUUACCACGCCGGGAACUUGUCGACAGCGCAUUGCCUGCUGCAUAUCUCCUGAGUCAGAACACGAAGCGAUCCGGGGCGGAGCGCCAGUCAGCCGGUUCACAUGGAAACACUGGCUUUAUGUCUAA
Molecule: messenger RNA, 2238 nt
Organism: Amyelois transitella
Lineage: Eukaryota; Metazoa; Arthropoda; Insecta; Lepidoptera; Pyralidae
Product: sodium-dependent noradrenaline transporter-like
Exons: 20
Coding region: 1-2238 (745 amino acids)
Biological process (GO): dopamine uptake involved in synaptic transmission; sodium ion transmembrane transport
Cellular component (GO): presynaptic membrane; neuron projection; neuronal cell body membrane
Molecular function (GO): dopamine:sodium symporter activity
Source: RefSeq, a predicted model, not a curated record